This is a messenger RNA of Pogoniulus pusillus (Red-fronted tinkerbird), 3974 nucleotides long. RefSeq names its product X-prolyl aminopeptidase 3 (gene XPNPEP3). The transcript is spliced from 10 exons. The record is from RefSeq and is a predicted model, not a curated record. Gene Ontology annotation, cellular component: mitochondrion. Gene Ontology annotation, molecular function: manganese ion binding; metalloaminopeptidase activity. NCBI's taxonomy places the organism in Eukaryota, Metazoa, Chordata, Aves, Piciformes, Lybiidae. Gene Ontology annotation, biological process: proteolysis. The coding region runs from base 316 to 1839 and encodes 507 amino acids.
GCCCCCGCCAGGGCCCGGGCGCGCCGCCGGGCAGUGGCGGGAACGUUCUAGAAGCGAAGGUGGCCGGUGAGCGGCCCGGUCUCGCCGCAAGCGAAAGCAUAAUUCUGUUUGGUGGUGUUGUCUGCCCCCACCGCACUGCCAGAGUCCCGCUGUGACCCAGGUUCCUCCUUGCGCCUCCGCUGCGGACGAGGCAGGCGGCCUCGGCGGGCGCCUAAAGCGGUGCAGCGCCGCUCAUUGGCGGCUCAGCGUUGAUGGCGUCAGCGCGUGGCGCCGCAGCGCGGAAGGUCCUGCCGCGCCGGGCCGCGUCCUUCGGGCAUGUCUCGCCUCCCGGCCCAGAGGCUUGCCGCCACCGUGAGCGGCUGGCGCGGCUUCCCAGUUUGUGAGUCAUGUGCUCUCCGAAGAUUUUCCAUCCAACCUGCCCAGCAGAAGAAGAUUCCAAGUCGGUACUUGGGCCAGCCCAGUCCCUUCACACACCCACACCUUCUCAAACCAGGAGAGGUAACCCCAGGACUGUCGCAGGUGGAAUAUGCGCUUCGCCGGCACAAACUGAUGGCAUUGAUCCAGCAAGAGGGCCAUGGCUGGGAUGGGUUGGAACACACAGUGGUGCUGCUGUCCAACCCCACCUACUACAUGAGCAAUGACAUCCCCUAUGUUUUCCACCAGGACACUAACUUCCUGUACCUCUGUGGGUUCCAGGAGCCUGACAGCAUCCUGGUGCUGCAGAGCAUUCCUGGCAAGGCGCUGCCCUCCCACAAAUCCAUACUUUUUGUGCCCCGGAGAGAUCCAAGCAGAGAGCUGUGGGAUGGGCCCAGAUCAGGCACGGACGGGGCAAUUGCUCUCACAGGAGUGGAUGAAGCUUACACCAUCGAGGAGUUCAAGCACUUGGUGGCCAAGCUGAAAGGUGAGUCAAGCAUCGUUUGGUACGACCUGACCAAACCAGUGCACACAGAGCUACACUCUCACUACAUGCAGCCACUGGCUGAGAUAAAAGCUCGGAACAAAAACCACAUCCAGGGCGUCCGGCACCUAGUGCAAAAGCUCCGGCUGAUCAAAUCUCCUGCAGAGAUUGACAGGAUGAAGAUUGCUGGACGAGUGACAGCAGAGGCUUUCAUAGAGACAAUGUUUGCCAGCAAAUCUCCAGUGGAUGAAGCCUUUCUGUACGCAAAGUUUGAAUUUGAGUGCCGAGCUCGUGGUGCUGACAUCUUGGCGUACCCCCCGGUGGUUGCUGGUGGCAACAGAUCAAACACUUUGCACUAUGUGAAGAACAAUCAGCUCAUCAAGGAUGGUGAACUGGUCUUGCUAGAUGGUGGAUGUGAGUCUUCCUGCUACGUGAGUGACAUCACACGUACCUGGCCCAUCAAUGGAAGGUUCACCAAACCCCAAGCAGAACUAUACCAGGCUGUCCUGGAUAUCCAGAAGUCCUGCCUGAGCCUCUGCUCCCCAGGCAUGUGUCUAGAAAAUAUCUACAGCCUCAUGCUGAGUCUUAUUGGACAGAAGCUGAAAGACUUGAGCAUCCUACAGAGCAGCGUUACUGAAAGCCACUACUUCAAGGCUGUUCGAAAGUACUGCCCACAUCAUGUAGGCCAUUACUUGGGCAUGGAUGUUCAUGAUACACCAGAUGUGUCCCGAUCGCUCCCGCUCCAGCCAGGCAUGGUGAUAACCAUUGAACCAGGCAUUUAUAUCCCUGAGGAUGAUGUGAGUGCCCCGGAGAGGUUCCGUGGCAUUGGUGUGCGCAUUGAGGAUGAUGUUGUGAUAACCGAGGAGGCGCCGCUCGUCUUGUCUGCUGACUGUCCCAAGGAGAUCUACCACAUCGAGCAGAUCUGUGGCCGCAGCUCAUGAUGCUUCUUCUCUGCCUUUUUUCAUCUUCCUUGGGAGACACAGCCCUCCAGAGAUGCAGAUCCUUGUAGAUGGCUGCAGUUGUCAAGUGAUGGAGGGUAGCUGCUGGCUCUUUCCACAACAGGGGAUGGGAAGUGGAAUGCAAAAGGCUUGGGUGCCGAGGGAUGAAAAAGUAAAGAAACCUUUUCUGUGUGCAUUUUCCUUCUGAUGUGAUUAGUGCUAAUGCUGAGCUGUUGCAGGUUAUGAGAAAGUGAAUUCAUCCUUCUGCUGUGCUGAUCCAUCUCUUCUGGUGCCUUUGGAGGGAUGAAUUUUGUCAGUCCCACCAGCAGGGUUUCUGCCUGGUCCUUCCUCAAAUGCAUAGGUGCGAGCACUGAAACUGGAGCCCAUUUUUUUCCCCUUGACACAACAAUGCCUUAUCACAAUAGAAUUUAAAAAUUAAGCUUUGCUAAAUGCUGCUCUGGGGAAACAAAGUCUUGCCAAACAGCUUUGCUUUUUAUAGAGCCCUGAAAGGAGGGGUCUUGGUAGUCAGGAAUGUGGGUUUGAUUGCAAAGUAGUUGUACCUGAAGCCUGUGGAGAACACUUUCAGUAUUCUAAGGGUAAGGAUCUGUUUGGACCUCGUUCAAACAUGCAAAAUAGGCCAGCAGCAGAGGAAAACAUCUCUUCUGAUCUUUCAGUUCAUUGGAGUGUUUGGUAAUUUCAGAAAGGACAGAUAGGCUCAGGAAGUUGGCUAGACCCAAUCUUCCUGUCUUCCGUGUUCCCUUCCUUUUGUCCCAAGUAUCCAUUCCAGUCUCCUGUUCUCAACCUGUCUCUACCCUGGAAUCAGGGCUAUGUUGGCUGUUCUAGACCCUACUGUUGAGCUGCUAGGUAUGAGGUACCUGAUUUGGGGACAGUCAUAGCACCUUUGUUUUCUAUGCUGUAAGUGGCAGCAACUUCAGCAGAGUAUUUUCAACAAGUCUGCCCUCUGGCAAGUCUCAGGUCCGUGAUCACAGCUGCCUUUUGGGUAUUGCCAAAAGUAGUCAGCAACUAGCACCCUGUGAUAAUGUGUUUGAGGGAGCUGCAAAUGUGAUUAGGGGCUAGCAUGGAGGAUGAACUAAGACAAGAGUUGUCUUCCCUCAACAUCAGUCUACCACCCAGGCCAUUGCUUGCAGUAGUAAAUACACCUGUUAGAAGGCAAACAUGGUGCCUGCAUAUUUACUGACAAUGUUUUGACAGUCAUCUAUUUAACAUCUGAAAAAUGCCUCUCAUCAGUGCCUCUCCUUUUAUAGAUGCUUGCUGUUGCAACACAUCAUCUUACUUCCUUUCUGAUGGUAGCUUUCAGUUUUUUUGGUCUGUUAUUCUCAACAGUCUUUCUUUUUCUCUUCUCAUAUCACCUAUUACUGACCCACUAUAAUGUCACUGAUUACUAAUUUCAUUUUGCUUUCUAAGUAAUGUCACUGCCUCUUCCCUCUAGUUUGCCUUAAUUCCCCACAGCUGAUGUUGUCAGAAUCAUGGAGGUUGGCAGCGUUCACAAGUGCAACCUCUGGCUCUAUUGCUGUGUUUAACUUUUAGUGAAAUCUGCCCCUUCUCUGUUCUCUUUUCCAUGUUUCUUUUCACUUGGUGAAGGCCAAAUGGACAAUGUCUUUUAUCUGUCAUUGCUUUUAGUGGGAGCUGGCUGAGUGUACCGAGAUUUAGAUUUGGCACUGGAAAGGCAGCCAAGACAUGGCAUCAUUUGGGUUUUUAAACAUGACCAAAAAAAUCAAUGGUUUUAGACAGUUUAGUGUAUCAAAUUUCACCUAUUUAGGAGAACCUUCUAAAUUUUGAUGGAGGCCUCUGUUAGAUGAACAUGCUCACAGUGACAUGUACAGUGUAAAUUCUCAGAAGCAAGGCUUGGUAAGUGUGGGGACAGAACCCAUGAAUACUCUUGAGGUUUGUUGUUCCAGUUACUCCUGUUAGAGCCAUGUCAGCUGGGACAAAUCUUGGCUUUUUGAGCUAUGUAAGAAGCUUAAAAUAACAUUAACCUUAGAGUGUGUGCUGAUCUGCACAUCUGCCCAUGUAGCCAACAGAGUUAAUAAUUGUACUUAGUGUAAAUAAGCCUUGGAAAUACAUAUUUAAAACAAAAAAAGAGUUGCUUUUUAAAUAAAACACUUUAUAGAAAGUUA